AUUAACAUUUCGGCAUCGUCAGAGACAGAAAACCGACAUGUGACAACACGUAAAUAGUCUGGACCACUUCUGUGGGAUCAGGAUACCUUUGUAUAAUUCAAAAAAAAAACUGUAAACAUUCAUCGAUGAUUGUUUUUUCAUCAACUCCUGUUGCUUCCCGGGUUUAAAGAGAGCUGAUUUGAAAUUCAUCGAUGAUUGUUUUUUCAGGCGGUGAAGUGGGUGGUGACACGGGAAAUAUAAUGGAAGCCAUAGAGAGGGCGAAGCAUGGGAUCAAUGAUAUGGAAGUCAGGCCAGAGUCUCAGCUGAACCAAACCACGACAAACCGGCUAGAGAUCAAACCAACUGAUUCCAACUCUCUUUGUAUCAUUUUGUUAGUUAAUAUGCAUUAUACAUAUGCAUCAAUUUACUUAUAAUGUAAACAUUGAUAUGAUUGUUUUAUUUUAGUAAAGAGUCUAAAGACCUAUUUUCAUGCUAAUCCAUAAUCUUCCUAGCAUCUCUCUCAUCCCCUGAAAUUAAAAUUAGAUAAUUCAUUCCUAAUAUAUUCUUUUCUUAUUCUCCUUUUAGAAAAAAAAAAUGGUUUUGUUUUUGGCAGUAACGAGAUGGAACUUCCCCAACGAAUAGGAAUAGUGAUCUUUCCUCUUAUCCUACUUACUAUAGCUCCAAUCCUUUAUCUUCUUAUUGGUUAUCCUCUCUAUUAUUCAUCAUCAUCAUCAUCGCUAUACAAACGUUUAACAACUUCAUCAUCGGAGAAACCUUUGCCAUUGCUUUCUUCUACCUCUAACCAUUCAUCUGGCUCAUCACCAAUACUAUCAUCAUCAUCAUCAUCGGAUUAUUCGGAUCAUGAUGAGACAUUAUUUUUACAACAAUCGGUGGAUGAUAACGAUUAUGACGACACAUUUCAUGGUCUCAAGCCACCUCCAUCUUUGCACAACGAUAUUUCCAUCUUAUCAUCAAAUGUUGAUCAUCAAGAAAAGAAGCAUCGCCGAAAAAGGAGAAAAACGAAGGAAUGCGAUCUAUUCACCGGUGAGUGGGUCCCGAACCCUGAAGCUCCGUACUACACAAAUACCACAUGUUGGGCGAUACACGAACACCAAAACUGCAUGAAAUAUGGAAGACCUGAUUUAGGUUUCUUGAAAUGGAGAUGGAAACCGAAAGAGUGUGAUCUCCCUUUGUUUGAUCCUUACGAGUUUCUUGAGAUCGUUAGAGGAAAAAGCAUGGCGUUUGUUGGUGACUCCGUUAAUAGAAACCACGUACAGUCUUUGAUCUGCCUACUCUCGAGGGUGGAAGAACCCGAGGAUGACUCACGACAACAAGACUUCGACUUUAACUUCCAAAGAUGGAAAUACAAAACGUACAAUUUCACAAUCGCCACCUUUUGGACAACACAUUUGGUUCGGUCCGAGGAAAACGGUCCAGCUGGUCCUAACUCAUUCUAUAACCUCUACCUUGAUGAACCGGACCCUUCUUGGGCUUCCCAAGUCGCCGAGUUCGAUUACAUCAUCAUCUCCUCAGGGCAGUGGUUCUUUCGACCACUCUUCCUUUAUGACAAACAAAAAAUGAUAGGAUGUUUGUAUUGCUACAUUCCCGGAGUCAGAAAUGUCGGUGCACAUUUUGCAUAUAGAAGAGCAUUAAGAACAACCUUUAAAACAAUCAUCGGAUUGGAUGAUUUUAAAGGAGAGGUGUUUCUAAGAACAUUUGCACCUUCACACUUUGACAAUGGUGAAUGGGAUAAAGGUGGUAAUUGCUUGAAAACUCAACCUUUCAGGAGCAAUGAGACUGAGUUGGAAGGCAUGAAUUUAGAGACACACACUAUUCAACUCGAUGAAUUUCGCAUUGCGAAAAGAGACAGAAACAAAAACAUUGGAUUAAAUUUGAGAUUACUAGAUGUAACACAAAUGAUGUUGUUAAGACCAGAUGGACAUCCGAGCAGAUUUGGACAUAAACCGGAAGAUAAAGUUAUAUUGUACAAUGAUUGUGUACAUUGGUGUUUACCAGGUCCUAUUGAUUCAUGGAACGAUUUUUUACUCGAAAUGUUGAAAAUAGACAUUUAG
Molecule: messenger RNA, 2051 nt
Organism: Raphanus sativus (radish)
Lineage: Eukaryota; Viridiplantae; Streptophyta; Magnoliopsida; Brassicales; Brassicaceae
Product: protein trichome birefringence-like 20
Exons: 3
Coding region: 600-2051 (483 amino acids)
Cellular component (GO): Golgi apparatus
Molecular function (GO): O-acetyltransferase activity
Source: RefSeq, a predicted model, not a curated record